AUGCAUCUGGUACGUAAAUUAGUUGGACGUGUUCGCUCCAAUUCCGAUCUAGAAAAUCAACGUAGUCGUAGUGGAAGCGAUCCUUCCACAGAUGAUAGCAAUAGCUUAAUGAAUUUACGUAAACUUUAUGUGGAUUAUUGCCAAGUACCGGAUCCAUCCGACUCUGGGCGUAGUCUACAAGAAUUAAAGCUGUACAAAAUGUUGCCCUUAUUUUGUCAACUUUUUGGCAAUGCACAACCGUCGGAUAUGUUUGAGCGAUUUGGCGAUAUCUUACCUUUUACCAAACAUGUCAGUCGAUUAUUUGUCAGUGAAAUUCGUCGUCGAGUCUCCAAUCAUGCUAGUGAAGAAGCGAGCUCAGCAAUUAUUGAAUACUUAGAGACUACUGAUCAAUCAGUUCGUUCUGGUUGGAAUUUAUUAAAAACUAUCCAGUUGUUAUCGGCCGGCAAUUCGGCUAUUGUUGCUAGCUUAGUUGCAACAUCCUUACCUUCGACCAUGGUCAAAUGUAUGUAUUUAUUUUAUGAUUUACCAUCGCCUUGUAAAAGUGAUGAGUUAACUUCCAAUCGUCCAAUCGAGACGACUCCAUCAACAACCACUUUAUCAACACAACAACAACAACGUCGCCAAUUGCAGAUCAUGUAUGGCAAAAUAUUAUCACGUCUUUGUCAAUUUAUUGGACCUAUUGAAGAAUUAGUACGUAAAGACGAUCUUGCAUUAUUGAUGAGUGCAGUCACAACUUGGUGCCCCAAUUAUAAUAAACCAUGGCGUAAUAUCGCAUCCUCUUGUAUACGAACAAUAUCCUCAUCGAAAUUAUCCACCAUGGUUCUCGAUUAUAUCCACAAUAAAAACUGUAUCAGCGUCUGUGUUAAUAGCAUGCGGAAAUUGAAAGAUGUUCCACCUCUGGAGAUGGUUGAAAUGUUUGUCACAAUAUUUUGCUGCUUAAAAGAUACAAGCAAUGCCACUCAGACUUUAUUGGACGAUUUUCGUACUUGUAACGGUUAUCUGUUUGUAACAGAAUUCUUAUUAAAAGUUGAGAGUCAACUUAAUUCGAUUUCUGACCAAAGUGAAAAACAAUUAACGGAAGAAGCAUUACGUAAUAUGAUUUUAUUGAUUGCCUCAAUGGUACUAUAUGGUUACAUGAUCUUGAAAGCAAGUGGACCCUUAGAUAUUUCACCAUAUCAAGAAAAAGACUUUGUAAUACCUCAGCCAACAUCGAAAGGAAACGUAUCCGUUAGAAAUAUCGCUGCUUUUCAAGUUUUACAGACAGUCUUUAUCAGGGCAAAUUCAACAUUUUUAUCAAAUACAAUCUUGGAUUCUAUCAUCAAUAUCUAUAACUCUGAAGCCGCUAACUAUUUUAUAUUGUCACCUCAAAAAACCAUAGCUAAUUUUAUUGAAAAAAUGUCUUCUAAAUCUAUAAGUGUCCAGGAAAAAAUUCUUCAGCUUUUAGAAUACGUUGCUUGUAAUUUAAAUUUUGUUCCUCAGUACGAACUAUGCGAUCUUGCUAUUGCUUUACAAGCCUACAGUGAACCAAAUGCAUGUAUAUUUAUCAUGCGGUCAAUGAUUAAGUUAGUCAGCUAUAAUUCGAAAUAUCAGGAUAUUUAUCGAGAAGUUAAGCUAUUGGAUGGCUUAAUAGUCCUGCUAAAGAAAUAUGCCAUGCUAAUGAGGGAAAAUGAAUGCGAGGACAAUAAUAAUGAUAAUAAUAUUAAUAAUCUGUCUAACUUAGAUAGUUUAGAAGAUUAUGCAUUUAUGCUCAUGGAAACACUACGUGUAGUUUUAGAGGGAAAUACAAUCAACGUUAACCAUUUUAGGCGCGAUGGUGGUGCACGCUGUGUGCAUAAUUUAGUUCCUUAUUCGAGGUCAAGAGCAAAAUCUCUUAGAUUAGUUCAGCAACUUAUAUUAUCUGAAGGCGGUGAAGAUGAUUUAGGAACACUUUUGGGUAUGAUGAAUUCAGCUCCUCAAACAGCUGUCGAACUAAAGAUCGAUAUUAUGAAUACCUUAGCCAGAGUAUUUUCGUUAGAUCCCAGCAUGCGCUCAUCUUUCCGAGAGGUGGGUGGAUUUAUUUAUAUUGUAUCAGUGCUUGUAAGUAUGAAUGGCAGCCUUUCUUCAAAGCCAUUUCAAGCUUGGGAAACAGUGGAUCAAAAGCAAAUUUUAGGCUUAUUGAAAAUGUGCUUAAGGACUUUGACUUUAGCGAUGAGAGAUUCACCGGCAAACAAGAGAUUUUUUACAUCAGAGGUCUCAUUUGAUAGCUUGGCGGAUACACUACAGCUAUUGGGUUGCUUCAAUAAUAAUACUUGCCUUGAAUCCUACUGUAAUCAGCCUACUGAUUUAUCUGCAGAAACUACAGAUUCUUCCAAUGAAAUUUCACAUGAUAAACCAGCUGUUUCAGAUUCCGACAAGGAAAUUUCUUUUCCAUCGCUAAUUGCUGCGGAAAGAGUGAUAACUUGUGUAUUUUCUAUGGCUUUAGACUUAUUUGAUUGGAAUGAAAAGUUAAUUAUCUCACGAAGCUAUAAUGAAGUAACACAGCCGCCUUCAAAUACGCCAUUACUCGUUAAUCCUGGUGCUUUAUGUGUAAUAAUUAAUCUUUUACCAUGUGUUGGAAAAGAGGACGAAACGUUAUUACUGCAAAAACGUAUUACCAAUAGAAUUAAUCGUAUUAUACAAGUGGAAUAUAAUCAACAAACUGCUUGUGAUGCCGGUCUCAUAAAUAAAUUGCUAACAAAAUGCCAAGAAGCUCUAUCUGAUGAUUGCCAUCCGUUGCAUUUGUUAUUGCAAACGUUUGAACAUUUGGCAGCUCAGGCAAUACAACCAAAUGAACUAAGAGAAUUUCUCAGACUUGGAGCACCUUUGCACUGCUACACUUGGCCUGUGCGUAAUUAUGAAGAUAUCGUUAAUUUACAAAAAUCGCCGAAUGAGACAGAUGAAGACGAUUUAAAUAAUACCGAAGUCAUUACCACAACUGAGGCGGAUAGUAGCGGUGCAAUCUCGAAUUUAUCUGCAAAUCAUGGAUCAGUCUCUAUAAAAAUUGUUAAAUCUUUAGUUUCCAUGACAACCCAAAGGGAUAUUAGAUUUCAAGGAGCGUCUCUAAUGCCUCAAUUUAUCGAAUUUGAUAUGAAUAGUGAUGGAUUCGGUUGUCUAUGUUUAUUAUCAAUUGCUCCUCAGACUAUCGUAGCUGGCUUUGUAACAGAUGAAAAUGACAGCGCAUUAGCUCAAGGAUUAACCGGAGGCGUUGGUAAUGGUGAACGUCUUUUUCCGCCCCAAAAUGGUUUAACUUACGCCACUUGGCUUUGUGUUGAUAUAUUUAGUUCGCCCACAAUUGAUGCACAUCCUAUUCGGUUAUUAACUGUUGGGCGAUGUACGAACACGAACGGUAACUUAUCAAAUAGCUCUAUACCUUUAUCUAUAUCAAUUUCUCCAUUUGAGCGCACAUUAAUUGUUAGUACUGUUGAAAAUUAUGCUGGCAACUCGCAAGAAGCUGAUAGCGGAAGCAGUUUUAUUGGAAAUCACGAAGCUUGCUUUAAAUGCGAUCAUUUGCUAAAAGAGAAUGUUUGGAGACACAUUGUCGUUAUCUUGAAUAAAGGGGUUAUCAAAAAUAGUACAGUUUCUUUAUUCAUAGACGGUAUGCUAAUAUCAACUCAGAAGCUACAUUACGUCCAAAUUGGGUCUGGGUCAAAUACUACGAGCAGUAACAAUGCCAAUAAUAGUGCUGUCAGUAAUUACUACUUUGCACGAAUCGGUACACCUCCUUCUCAGCGAAGAUUAUCAAAGUUAAAGUUCCGAUUAGGGCCAACGCACUUGUUUGAAGAACCGUUAUCUACAUCGUCUGUGACAACCCUUUACCUCCUUGGUCCAAACUAUAUUGGAAAUUUUCAAGCUCCUAUGCUAGAACCAACGAUGUGCGCAGUUGCAAAAGAACGUGGUUUAACACUACCAGUUCUUCAACCGAUAGUAUCUGAAGAGAGGAUAAUGUUCAGCAUUUAUGGUCACGCUCUGACUACAAUGACAUUCACAUCUAUUGCUCAUCAAUUUGCUAAGAGUGACGCUAGAGCUAUCGCGAAAGAAUUGGGAUUGCAACGUCAAGAUAGUAGCUUGCCAAUAAGUUUUAUUGUUAAUUCUGCUUGCCAUCUCAGUGGGCCAGCACGAUCUCCUGGGGCUGUUGUUGUAAGUUCAGCAGGCACACGAGUAUUUUGUCCCAUGCCUGUUGCCCAAGCCUUGCAAUGUAUCGGUGGCGUUAAAGCGAUAUUAGGCUUGGUCUCUAUGGCUAUGACAAUGGAAGAACUCUAUGCAGCUGUUAAAGUUCUGGUAUCUGUUGUUAGCUGUAAUGGGUUAGCAGCUAGAGAAAUGGAAAGAAUUAAAGGCUACCAAAUAUUAGCUAUGCUUUUCAAGCAUAAAUCUCACCUUAUCAAUAGUCAUAUUUUACACUUGAUUUACACGUUGGUUGGGACUGUCGAUAGCUCUAGAGAGUCUAGUGCCUUACCAUGCCUUCCAGCUUUUGUGGAUUUAUUAUGCGAUUUAGAGAUAUGGAAUUUAGCACCUGGUGACCUACAGUUAAUGCUAUUUGAACAUUUCUAUGAGCUUUUAACUCAGAAUAGUAACGCUAGUUUUAAUAUUACGCUGAUGAGAAAACUUGGUAUGGUCUCUAAAUUAAUCCAGGUCUUGCGUAAUGAGAGUGUAAGGUACGAAAUUGGUGAAAGUAUUGUAAACAUAAUUACGCUAUUAUUAAGUGGAGCUCCUAGUAGUGCAGACCUAUUGCGACUUGGACAGUAUCUGAUAUCGACUCUACCACCGGUUAGUCCAUCGUCUGAAAAGCUAUUAUCAUUUAACGAUAAAAGUUCCGAUACAGAUACUAACGAUGUGGAGGAAUACAAAGAUAACCCUGUAAUUAAGAAAAUCAAGUUAAGAAAUCUUCUGUUAGAAGCAUUAUAUAGUCUAUCAAUUGGAAAUAGUAAAGAUGUUAAUCAUCAGAUGACCGAUGCGAUUGUUAAAGUAUUAGGAUUUGAUUGGCUUGCUACCUUUUUACAUGGCGCUAAUCAUAAAUCGACUGUAAUAUUGGCUUUACGAAUGUUAAUUAUAAUUCUUCAAAGUAGUAACACAACUUUAAGUAAUAGUACUUACUUAACAGUUUAUAAAGAAGGAACAUUCAAUGGCGGUUGGCUAUCAAAUACAGAGCAUAUCCUCAACAAUACAAUUAAUACAGUUGCUUGUGGAGUCAGUGUUAAUACUGCCAAUCUAAAAGGAUCGCGUCAGCUUGAAAUUAACAAAGAUUUUUUUAAUUUACCUGGUUUUGUAAUGUUUCAAAAUAUAGCCAUGCAUAUGCACAUUGAUGAACCUGAAAUUUAUUACAUGCUAAUUGCAUUGCUUUUGGGUAAACGCUUAAUGCAGAGUAGUAUGGAAAAUAUCAAAGAGUUUGAUUUAUCUACGCUAUUCAACGUAUUUGAUUUAGCAAAAGUAUCCUUAAACGAAAAUCGCGUUUCUCAAAAAUCAACAACUACUUAUGUACAGUGUCCGAAUGUUGCAGUUGUCUUACUUUCAAUAACUAGAAGAAUGGUCAAUCAAUUCCAGAUGGAGGAAACUGCUACCUUAAGGCACUAUCCUGUAACUAUUAUCCAAUUUCUCUUCUUUUUAUAUUGUCAUAUACCAGAAUUUGCUCAAUAUUGUUCAAGUCAAGAAUUCCUGGAAGCGUUAGCUGCCACAUUGUUCCCGCUUACUCCUCAAUAUAAGUCUCUAUCAAUCGAUGAAUGGCAAAUUAUUGCUAGCGAUGGUGAUAGUCAUGAUUUUCAACAUGACACUCCACAUAGCCCCACAACGGCAUUUGAUGGCUGGACGCGACUUUGUUCUCACCCUGCAAAGCGUUACGUAUUAGAAUUUAUACGUGAUAUUAUAGCUGAUGGCAUGAUAUCUGAUAAACAGAACAAAUUGCCAGUUGCAAUCGAAUUUGCUUUGGAAGCUGCUCCAUCUCAAUCACCAAAUCGGUUACAAGCAGAUUAUCAAACUGAAGUGAUAUGUCUAAUGAUGAACUAUCUAAUUUCAUCAGAUGCCUUAGGUGAUCGAUCAAGCCUAGUAAAAGCAGCUGGAAAUUAUUCCAGAGUUUCAAAUAAUGUUUUACUUUAUUGUGCUAAAGUUGUCGAUAAGUUAUGGCAGGGAAUGUUUACGCAAAACAACACGAGAAUAUUUGAUUUUUUAAUCCGAAUGAUUGAACAAGCCAGACAAUGUCCACAUUCUGUGCAAAUAGAACAAUUAUAUCAUUGUCUUAACCGAUGUAUCUUAUAUCAGCUUUCUCGGCUUCAACUAAAAAAUGUUAAUAAAGCACAAAUUCUGGACACUUUAAAGUUGAUUAUGAGUUAUAAUAAGCUCAUACUUAGUCCUAGCAAUAACGACCACGAAUUUCUGGCAUGUUUAUGCCAUCACCUCCUCUCCCUCAGUGGUAAUUCGGUACCUCAUGCGAUGACAGAUUUCGAUUCCAGCAAUUCAUCCGUUAGUAGUUCCUUACAGAAGCUUGUUAGCGGUAAGGGCACCGAAAACAAGGAUGAUAUGCUAAAUAACGAAGCUAUAAUUUCCACUUCUAAACGCCUUUGGGAUAUUUUAUUAUCAAAUAAAUCGGAGAUCCUCGAAGAAAUUUUUAAAACUACUCUAGCUAAGAAGAAGCAAGCAAAUAACGAAAAACUAUCAAUUGCUGCUCAAGCUGCCAAGCACUGGAAUGUUUAUCAUGCUAGUGAACAAAGAGGAGAAGCUUCUGUGAUGAUCACACAACAAGCCGUUAGUCUUAAAUCCAAACGUGUUAUUUCUCGGCUGUCAAAUACAGUUCGUAGAAUAAAGAAAGAUCCUAAAAUAAUCUCUGCACAUAUACUUAACCAAGUAAGUCAAUGGAUAAUGAAUCAUAAAGCUGUCGUUAGCACCUUAAUAGAUGUUAAUUAUCGAGAAUAUAAGCAGGAGUGUCAACAUUUACUACAGUACGUUUCCGAAGAAUGGAAUCAACUAUGUUACGAACUAAUUCGUGAACGUGGCAUUUGGGGUCCGUUAUCUGGAACGUUUUUAGACAAAUGGAAAUUAGAUGCAACUGAAGGCCCAUGUCGUAUGCGUAAACGAAUGAUUAGAAAUGAAGAUUUUUAUAAACAUUAUCCGUAUGUCAUGGAUGGCAUAUCAGAUGAUAAAUACAAUGAGAAAUUUCGAAUAGCUAGAAGUUACGACAGUAUGGAAUUCUAUCGACUAUUUCCAGAAGAAAACAUUUCACCAGAACUUUAUGUUAAUAGUACGCUAAAUACAGUUACAAUUAAUAAAGAUAUGGAAGCAACUAAAUCUGAACCUUUGGAAAGAACUACAAGUUGUGGAGAUGAGACGAAUGAACAGGAGGAUAAUGACCAGGAUCGGGAUCAUCAAAGUGUGUUACGUUUCCUUGAAGUUGGAGACAAGAUUACAGCGAUGUUCAGAUGUGCACGAAUUGAAGGACUCGAUAAUUCUGAAGGUGUUCUUCUAUUUGGCCGUGAACAUUUCUAUGUUGUUGACGGAUUUACACUAUUAGCAUCGAAAGAGAUUAAAGAUAUAUCGUCUCUUACUCCCGGGAGUUACGAUCCUGUCGUACCGAGAUCAUCAUCAAAGUCUACACAGCGACGACUUAAAAGAUGUUGCUUAAAAUGGUUCUACGGUGAUGUACAUGAAGUCUACAAACGCCGGUAUUUGUUACAGCCUACUGGAAUCGAGUUCUUCUGUAAUGAUGGCAGAAAUUCGUUACUGGUGUUUCCAAAGAGUAGUAGAGAUAAAGUAUAUUCAAAGUUAAUAUCGAUAAUACCAUCUAAUGCCGGAAGUGCAACGGAGUCAUUAUCUGGAAUGAAAAGAAACAUUGAUUUGGAAUCGAGUGUUGGAUUAUUAAACACUUUAAUGGGUGAACGAUCGGUCACACAGAGAUGGGAGAGAGGAGAAAUAAGUAACUUCCAAUACCUUAUGCAUAUUAACACAUUGGCUGGUAGAUCGUAUAACGAUCUAAUGCAAUAUCCUGUUCUUCCUUGGAUUAUAGCCGAUUACGUAAAUGAGGAAAUUGAUUUAACAAAUAGUAAAUCAUUUCGUGAUUUAUCAAAACCGAUGGGAGCUCAAGGAGAAGAAAGAGUAAAAAAAUUCAUGAAGAGAUAUAAUGAAUGGGAUGAUCCAACCGGAGAAACGCCACCAUAUCAUUACGGAACACAUUAUUCCUCCGCUAUGAUUGUAGCCUCGUAUCUUAUUCGAUUAGAACCCUUCACUCAGCACUUCCUGCGUUUACAAGGUGGUCAUUUUGAUCUACCUGAUAGAAUGUUUCAUAGUAUUCAAGAUUCUUGGAAUUCGGCUUCGCAAACUAAUAUGGCAGACGUGAAGGAACUAAUUCCUGAAUUCUUCACUUUACCUACAUUUUUAAUGAACAAUAACCACUUUGAUUUAGGUGAAAAGCAAAAUGGAACAAAACUAGGAGAAGUUAUCUUACCGCCUUGGGCAAAGAAUAGUGCUUAUCAGUUUAUCAGGAUAAAUAGAGAGGCUUUAGAAUCCGAUUAUGUUAGUGCCAAUUUGCAUAAAUGGAUUGAUCUCAUAUUUGGUUACAAACAACAAGGCCAAAUGGCUAUCGAUUCCAUAAACGUGUACCAUCAUUUGUUUUAUGAAGGAGCCGUUGAUAUAUCAACAAUUCGUGAUCCAUUAAAACGAAAUGCUAUUAUUGCAUUUAUCAAUAAUUUCGGUCAAAUACCUCAACAAAUAUUUAAGAAACCUCACCCAGCAAAAAGAAUGCGGAUACCGGACACCUUACCAUCAAUAACUACGCCUGGAUCCUCUACUUAUUCUCCGUUUUCUGCCAAUAAUGAUAAACUUUUCUAUCACGCUUUAGACAGCUUAGUUCCUUCUUCUCAUCCUUUGAAAGAAUUAAAAGGGGCAGUUGGACAAAUUGUACAAACGGAAAGAAGUAUUUACGCUGUGGAACGUAAUAAGGUACUGAUACCAUCAAACUACAAUCGAUGCAUGGCUUGGGGCUUUUCCGAUUUUAGCUUCCGAAUAUUAACCCUAGAAGGCGAUAAACUUCUUGCUGUUUACGAAUGUGUUCAUUACGGGCAAACUCUAUGUAUUUGUUGUCCUCAUGAUCGAAUCUUCAUUACUGGAGGUACUAGCACGGCAGUAUGUGUUUGGAAACCGGAAGUAAAUAAAGAUAAAUCCAAGCAAUUGAAACUCAAAGAGAUACUAUACGGCCACACUAAAGCAGUAACUGAUAUAGUAGCAUCGCUUGCAUAUAGCGUGAUCGUCAGCGGAUCAGAAGAUCGUACUUGCAUCAUAUGGGACUUAAAUCGCUUGCAAUAUAUAAAACAGUUACCCGUUCGUAAAGCUCCUGUAACUGCGAUAGCCAUAAACGAUAUGACAGGUGAUAUUACAACCUGUGCUGGUAGUUGGAUUCAUGUCUGGACAAUAAACGGGGAAUUACUGACAGCAUUUAAUGCUUCUAUAAUCUCUAAUAGUAAUGUCUUGUGUUGUGCAGUAUCUGAUCUCCGCGAUUGGGAUAAAGAUAACGUAAUCGUGACUGGAUCAGCGGAUGGCAAGAUUCGGGUAAGUUUCAGAUGGCAUAUCUAA
This is a messenger RNA of Trichoplax adhaerens, 9567 nucleotides long. RefSeq lists its product as uncharacterized. The transcript is spliced from 42 exons. Lineage: Eukaryota; Metazoa; Placozoa; Uniplacotomia; Trichoplacea; Trichoplacidae. Gene Ontology annotation, molecular function: protein binding. The coding region runs from base 1 to 9567 and encodes 3188 amino acids. The record is from RefSeq and is a predicted model, not a curated record.